AUUGAGUUAAAUGUGGUGAGUCCAUUCCUUCUGAGCAGCCAAGAUCCAAGAAGGGAGUACCUGUGGAGCUGUAGGAGGCACGGGUUGUUGAUGUCUAGACUGGCAGGCUCAGAGCAGGAGCAGCUUCAGAGAGCCUUCAGCAGGUGGCUGUGUGUCUGUGACCUCGUGGGAUGAAAAGAGCACUUACCAGGAACUCUGUCUUUUCCUCCCUUCUCCCUCUCCCUCAGGUGGUCUUUGCUUUGAAUCAGACUCUCUUGCAGCAGGAGAGCCUCCGAGCAGGCAGUUUCCAGAUUCCCUAUACGACAGAAGACCUUAUCAAGCAUUACAACUGUGGGGACCUCAGCUCCAUCAUCUUCAACCAUGACACUUCUCAAGUCCCAAAUUUCAUUAAUGCUUCACUUCCAGCCCAUGAACGCAUUACUGCCCAAGAAAUAGACAGCUACUUCCGCCAGGAGCUCAUCUACAAACGAAAUGAGCGAAUGGGCAGGAGGGUGAAGGACCUACUGGAAGAGCACCCAGACAAGAGUUUCUUCUUUGCAUUUGGAGCUGGUCACUUCAUGGGCAACAACACAGUGAUUGAUGUUUUGAGGAGAGAAGGGUACGAGGUAGAACACACUCCAGCUGGACAAGCCAUCAACAAUGCUACUGAUCCUCCUCCCCGGAUCCGCAUCAUCAAUGGCUACAUCACAGUUGAGCCCCAGCCCCGGGGCCAUGGACAGUCCAGUUGUACUCAUGCAGACACCAGCAGUGCUCACCAGCUCUCCCAUUCUCUCUUCCUUCCCCUGCUGACUUUGACUUUGCAUAAGAUAAUGCAUCAUUGAAACACAGGAAGACCCAAGCUGCAAGACUCUUGUCUUAAAAAUAAAAAAAAGAAACUUACGCAAAUAAAAGAAAUAGAAGACUAUGAGUGGGACACCUAUUCUUUGGGGUGUUCUUAAACUGCCUCCUUUUCCUGAGU
Molecule: messenger RNA, 958 nt
Organism: Sturnus vulgaris (Common starling)
Lineage: Eukaryota; Metazoa; Chordata; Aves; Passeriformes; Sturnidae
Source: RefSeq, a predicted model, not a curated record